Phialemonium atrogriseum is the source of this 1722-nucleotide messenger RNA. Its product is annotated as hlh transcription factor. The transcript is spliced from 2 exons. The record is from RefSeq and is a predicted model, not a curated record. NCBI's taxonomy places the organism in Eukaryota, Fungi, Ascomycota, Sordariomycetes, Cephalothecales, Cephalothecaceae. Gene Ontology annotation, molecular function: protein dimerization activity. Bases 143 to 1396 code for a protein of 417 amino acids.
UUCGAAAUGUGACCUUGCGUGAACUUUCCUUCCUCUGAACAGCCAUCCAUAUCUUGUUCUGUUUGUUCCAGGCAACCUCCUUCGUUCCCAUCUCGCCGUCCAGCUUGAAGCGAGGUGCCACAAGCAAGACAGGGCAGAAAAGAUGCCUCGACCCAUCCUUCCCCCGACCCCUGCAUCCUCCACCGACCUCAAAGCCCAGGAUGGUGCCAAGCAACUUGCCGCCCUCCAGCUGUCCUUCGAGCUGCCACCACCAGCCAUGACCUCGCAUGAGCACCCGCAACAGCCCUCGUCGUCCGAGCCAAACAGGGUCUCACCUACUGCUACUACGGGCGGCGCUGCGCCCCAGCAGACGCCCCCAGAGACACCGUACCCAGUGCAGCCGAGUGAGACGGUCAAGUCCCGCAGGCGGUCCUCGGCCAACCAGCCGCCGAAGAGCCAGUUCUCCCUGCCCCCGCCCCCGACCCGGUCGCGGAAGAUCAUCCAGGUGAAGCCGCGCUCACCGGACGAGCACCGCGGUUCCGGUCCCGGUUCCGGGCCCGGGCCAUCCAGCGGCGGCGGCGCGAAGGGCGCGGGUGGUGCCGCAAGGUCGUCGGCGCACGCGGGCUCGCAGCAGCAGGCCACGACGGCGACGGCAGCCACCCCGGCUGCGGCUGGCGGAUCGAAGAAGAAGCAGCCGUCGGCGACGAGCGCGGCCGGGAGGAAGAUCGCGAGGAAGACGGCGCAUAGCCUCAUCGAGCGGCGGAGAAGGUCGAAGAUGAAUGAGGAGUUUGCCGUGCUGAAGGGCAUGGUCCCCGCUUGUACGGGGGAGAUGCAUAAGCUUGCUAUUCUUCAGGCAUCUAUCGAAUACCUCAGAUACCUCGAGGAUUGUGUGGCCAGAUUAAAGGCUCGACAGGACGUGGACCCGGAGUCUCAGCCCGUCGAGCUCAGUCAGCCACCGCGCCCUGAUCGUGAACAGUUCCAUGCCGAACCUCGGUCCCAGUCAUUCACAGGAGGCAACUCGCCGGAUGUGGAUAUGACAGGAUCAGAAGAAAGGUCUCCAACAUGGACAGGAAGCCAUCCCCGGUCACAGCAACCGUCGGUUUCGCCAGCUCUCAUUGGCCGAGACUCCGGAUUGAAUUACAACUCGCGGCCUUCAGUCUCGACGGACCAACGUCACUAUAGCUUCAGUGCGUCCGGGGACGUCUCUCCGGCCCUCGGUCCGCAGGCCUAUCACUAUGCGCAUAGCACUCAUUCUGCCUCUGGAUCAACACUCACCAGCCCCGCGCUUGCUCCGCAGAGAGACAUCGACCAGGAAGCAACCGCGGCUCUGCUGAUGCUCAACCAGAUCGACCGCAGAGGUAUCAAUAGGACCCCGAGUGGCCGGGGGAUGAGUGUCCGGGAUCUCUUGACCACUUGAGGAAUGCCGGCGGCCAAAUGGAAACAACACGCUCGUCGUUUCGACCUUCCUUGCUCUGUCCAUGGAUGAAGCGGCCUAGGUGGCAGUGGGAGCCUGAAGAUCGGAGACUUGUCCCAAAAAGCUUAACUUGUUUCUCCGCCCGGGUGAAUGCUCGGCGCCAGCAUCUGGAAAGAGGAAUACAGCUCAAAGUACCAGGGCAUGGAGCCUUUGGUUAUUCAUUGCCAAACUGCUUCGCAGAUUACUGUCACACAUUCGUACACAGCGCCUUCUCUCAUUUCGUUCUGGUACGGCUCAUUCUCUGUGCCCCUCGCCGCCAUAUACCUCUA